UCUCCUCAGAUGGCAGGCUCUGCUGAGAAGGAAUGGGGUGGGGAUGAGAGCCUGGGCAUUGGGGAGUGUCUCUCGGUCCUCCGUGGUCCUCAACCUUUGGCCCUGACCCCCUCUCUUCUCUUCACAGAGCUGCUGGCUGCAAAGAAGACCCACACCUCACAAAUUGAAGUGAUCCCUUGCAAAAUCUGUGGGGACAAAUCAUCUGGGAUCCAUUACGGGGUUAUCACCUGUGAGGGGUGCAAGGGUUUCUUCCGCCGGAGCCAGCAGUGUAACGUGGCCUACUCCUGCACCCGUCAGCAGAACUGCCCCAUUGACCGCACUAGCCGAAACCGAUGCCAGCACUGCCGCCUGCAGAAAUGCCUGGCCCUGGGCAUGUCCCGAGACGCUGUCAAGUUUGGCCGCAUGUCCAAGAAGCAAAGGGACAGCCUACAUGCUGAGGUGCAGAAACAACUGCAACAGCGGCAACAGCAGCAAAGAGAACAAGCGGCCAAGACCCCUCCUGCAGGAGCCCAAGGAGCAGACCCCCUCACCUGCACCUUGGGGCUCCCAGAUGGGCAGCUGCCCCUGGGCUCCUCGCCUGACCUGCCGGAGGCCUCAGCCUGUCCGCCCAGUCUCCUGAGAGCCCCAGGCUGCGGGCCCUCCUACUCCAACAGCUUGGCCAAGGCCGGGCUCAACGGGGCCUCGUACCACCUGGAAUACAGCCCUGAGCGGGGCAAGACCGAGGGCAGAGAGAACUGCUAUGGCACAGGCAGCCAGCCGACCCCUGACAGGCGUGGACUCCACUUCGAGGACCCCAGGCACCCUGGGCUUGGGGAACCAGGACGGGGCCCGGACAGCUACUUCAGCCCCAGUUUCCGCAGCACCCCAGAGGCGCCUUAUGCCUCCCUGACGGAGAUUGAGCAUCUGGUGCAGAACGUUUGUAAGUCCUACCGAGAGACGUGUCAGCUGCGGCUGGAGGACCUGCUCGGACAGCGCUCCACCGUCUUCUCCCGAGAGGAGGUGGCCGGCUACCAGAGGAAGUCAAUGUGGGAGAUGUGGGAACGCUGUGCCCACCGCCUCACCGAGGCCAUUCAGUACGUGGUGGAGUUCGCUAAGAGGCUCUCGGGCUUUAUGGAGCUCUGCCAGAAUGACCAGAUCGUGCUACUCAAAGCAGGAGCCAUGGAAGUAGUGCUGGUCAGGAUGUGCCGGGCCUACAAUGCUGACAACCAUACAGUCUUUUUUGAAGGCAAAUACGGUGGCAUGGAGCUCUUCCGAGCCUUGGGCUGCAGCGAGCUCAUCAGCUCCAUCUUUGACUUCUCCCACUCCCUGAGUGCCUUGCAUUUUUCCGAGGACGAGAUUGCCCUCUACACGGCCCUCGUCCUCAUCAACGCCAACCGGCCAGGGCUCCAAGAGAAAAGGAAAGUAGAACAGCUGCAGUACAGUCUGGAGCUGGCCUUUCAUCAUCAUCUCUGCAAGACUCAUCGCCACGGCAUCCUGGCAAAGCUGCCACCCAAGGGGAAGCUUCGGAGCCUGUGUAGCCAGCAUGUGGAAAAGCUGCAAACCUUCCAGCAUCUCCACCCCAUCGUGGUCCAAGCUGCUUUCCCUCCACUCUACAAGGAACUCUUCAGCACUGAAAUCGAGUCACCUGAGGGGCUGUCCAAGUGACGUUCCCUUCCCUAGAGCCUCGUGGCUCACCUUCCCCUUGGGCUUUUCCUUUCUUGUGCGCCCUGGAGGGUGGUCUCUGCCUGUUUUUGGGGGGGUGAGCAAAUGCGGAGACUGGCUUUCUGCCCACCAGCCUGCCUGGCGGCGGGCCAAGAGCUAGAGGGUGGGGAUGGAGGAACACCAUCUCCAGCCUCAGCUUUGUCCUGGCUUCUCUCAGCUUCUGGAAGACCUGGGGUGGGAUACAAGGACCUCUAGGAGGACCUAGGUGUCCUCAGGACAACAGGGGGAUCCAGGACACCCUGGACAAACAGAACUCAACUCUGGGCUCAGAAGCUAAGAAUAGGCCUUUGAAAUACCUCAUUGCAUUUCCCUGGGGGCUUUGGCUGGGGAGAUGCAUCAAGCUCAGAGACUGGCAUCUGGAGCCCAGAAGGACCUGUAUAUAACAUGAAUCUGGAUCGUUAGAUUUUCUGCCUUCCCCCUUCCUCCCAGCUCAGCAAGGAAACCGUUGGGCACCCUGGGGUCUAAAAGAGACUAGAUAUGUGGAGGGUAAGGAUGGGAUGGGGAUAAGGGAGGGGCUGGGGAUAAUAUUUUUAUGGGAUUUGGGUAUAAGGAUAGGGUAUGAUGAAGGCCAAGAGCGUCACAGAUAGACAGACAGACAGACAGAGUUAGAACUCAAACUUCUUAUGUGCACUUUAAAAAUAGACUUUAGUGGUUACACAAAUGUGAUCAGAGACACACGUCCACAUACAUGUGAAACACAUACUCAUCAUGCAGCUCUAUAGACGCAUUUAAUCUGACACAGUCUCUGUCUUCCUUGAGGUCACAGAUCAGAGGAACUUAGUGGCCUCAGGGAAUAUCCCAAUCCUGAGGGACCCCAGAGCAUUUUCACCUGGUGCCCCAGUUCACCAAUCUUAGACGUGGGGUGGCCCAAACUCUAUCCCAGCCCCAGCUGUCAUCUGUCAAAGGAAACCCUAAAAGAAGAGAUGGCUGGACACAGUCAGAAGGCCAAGGACAGACCCUCGGAGGACUGUCUGGGCCCCGUCCUCCAGCCCUGCUCUCGUUAUGGCGAAAGGCAGCAGAUGCGAUUCCACCUCUCUAUGCCUGGGUACCACCAAGUCUGGCAGGGUCAAGGAGACCUGUUUCUCCAGCCGUGAUCUUGCCCGAGAACUUCUCUUGCCUUUAUAAAUAGCUGUGAGCCCUCCUCUGAGGGAUAAACAGCAGGUGGUCAGGAGGGUUGUUUUUUUUUUUU
Messenger RNA from Delphinapterus leucas (beluga whale), 2890 nucleotides. NCBI's taxonomy places the organism in Eukaryota, Metazoa, Chordata, Mammalia, Artiodactyla, Monodontidae. The record is from RefSeq and is a predicted model, not a curated record.